This is a messenger RNA of Helianthus annuus (common sunflower), 1762 nucleotides long. Its product is annotated as beta-1,4-mannosyl-glycoprotein 4-beta-N-acetylglucosaminyltransferase. Gene Ontology annotation, cellular component: membrane. Gene Ontology annotation, molecular function: beta-1,4-mannosylglycoprotein 4-beta-N-acetylglucosaminyltransferase activity. The transcript is spliced from 2 exons. Bases 268 to 1476 code for a protein of 402 amino acids. Gene Ontology annotation, biological process: N-acetylglucosamine metabolic process; protein N-linked glycosylation. The record is from RefSeq and is a predicted model, not a curated record. Lineage: Eukaryota; Viridiplantae; Streptophyta; Magnoliopsida; Asterales; Asteraceae.
UAUAUAUUCACAUUCAUUCAUUGAUAGAGUAAUUUACAGGAUACAAAAGAAGAGGUAGAAGACAAGACAAUCAGCCACCCAAAACACCCAUUUCAUCAUUCUUCAUUUUUCUUUAAUUUCUGCACUCAAUUUCUUCAAUUUUUAUCUGCUUCAAAAUCUUUAUAAAAAAAAAAGAUAAUUUAAAAAUUGAAUUUUGGGUCACCCUCUAAUUGGUUAUUAAUUUGGGGGUGAUCUGGUUGUUCAUUUGAUCGAGAAUUUAGGGUUUGAAUGGCGCUUAAUUCGUCGAAUUUUCUAGAGAAAGUUUAUAUUAUGGCAGAAGGCGGAUCUCGUUAUUGUUCUAAGAAAUCAGAUGAUAUUUGCAGCAAUAUUUGCAAUGAGGAUUCGGGUCAAUCUUCAACUAUAUCGAGAGUAAAAUGCAUUCUUCGCGGGUUAGAUUUAAAAGCCCUGAUCUUUAUAUUCGUGUUGGUACCAUCGGUUAUCUUUGCGCUAUACGUUCACGGUCAAAAGAUAUCGUACUUCUUACGCCCGUUAUGGGAAAACCCGCCAAAGCCGUUCCACGAAAUCCCACAUUACUAUCACGAAAACGUCUCGAUGCAACAUCUCUGUAAACUUCACGGAUGGAAAACUCGUGAAUUUCCACGACGUGUUUUUGAUGCGGUUUUGUUUAGUAACGAGGUUGAUCUGCUUACGGUAAGAUGGCACGAGUUAUACCCGUACGUAACUGAAUUUGUACUGCUGGAGUCGAACUCGACGUUCACCGGAAUCCCAAAACCGCUAGUGUUUUCCAGCCAUCGUGAUCGGUUUAAAUUUGUCGAACCGAGGUUAACUUACGGGAUGAUUCCUGGAAGAUUUCAGAAGGGGGAGAAUCCGUUUGUUGAAGAGGCGUAUCAACGGUUAGCGUUGGAUUAUCUUAUAAAAAAAGCUGGGAUUGAAGACGAUGAUCUGUUAAUCAUGUCGGAUGUUGACGAAAUCCCGAGUCGACACACGAUUAACCUUUUAAGAUGGUGUGAUGAUAUCCCGCCCGCUUUACAUCUUCGGUUGAAAAACUACUUAUACUCGUUCGAAUUUCUUUUGGAUAAUAACAGCUGGCGGGCUUCCGUUCAUAGAUAUCAAUCGGGAAAAACAACGUACGCUCAUUUCCGCCAGUCGGAUGUGAUCUUGGCGGAUGCCGGAUGGCAUUGCAGCUUCUGUUUCCGCCGUAUAAGCGAAUUUAUCUUCAAAAUGAAGGCGUAUAGUCAUUUCGAUAGAGUGAGGUUCAAAAGGUUUUUGAACCCUGAUAGGAUUCAAAAGGUCAUCUGCAAAGGGGCCAAUCUUUUCGAUAUGAUCCCCGAGGAGUAUACGUUUAAGGAGAUAAUCGGGAAAAUGGGACCCAUUCCGCAUUCGUAUUCAGCGGUUCAUCUUCCUGCGUAUCUUCUUGAAAACGCAGACGAUUAUAGAUUUCUCUUGCCCGGAAAUUGCAUGAGAGAAAGUGGCUGAACCUGACCUGACCUGACCCGACCCAACCCAAGCCUGAACCUGAAGCCGAACCCGAGGGUUAAAAAAAGACUGUGACUUUAAAGUUUAUAGAAAUACCUCUUUAGUAUUUAUAUGUUUAAAUGCUAAUGGAAACUGAUAUAGAGUAGGAUGAGUUUAUGGAUUUAUGUAAAUAUUCUCUCGAUUAUUCAUUUGUUAGUCUGGGAGGUCGUCUGUCACUGAUCAGACUGUUUAGGACUGACCAUUGAUCUACGCCUCCCUUAUUAUAUAUUAGAAAAUUUUGGACCGA